Messenger RNA from Impatiens glandulifera, 410 nucleotides. RefSeq lists its product as uncharacterized. The coding region runs from base 96 to 410 and encodes 104 amino acids. The record is from RefSeq and is a predicted model, not a curated record. NCBI's taxonomy places the organism in Eukaryota, Viridiplantae, Streptophyta, Magnoliopsida, Ericales, Balsaminaceae. The transcript is spliced from 2 exons.
GAGGUGAAUGAAGAGAGAUUCAUGUCGGAGUUGAAAGCAAUGCUUGAGAAGGAAAGAGCUGUUGCGGAAUUUCAGCCAGUUCUGGGCAACUUUGUAUGGUUGCAAAGGAGGGGAUGUUGCUUAAAAUGAUAGCGAAAAAGAAUUAUAACCCUGUCAUUACGGAUUUAAGGUAUGAAAAGAUGGAGAUCGAUGAUAGCGAAGAACAGUGUAAAAAGAGGAGGAAGCUUCCUGAUGGAAUUAGGCAUGGGAUGGAGCUGUUGCGGAAUGGGUUGAAAGUUACAGGGGAUGGUAUCUCUAUGUUGGAGCAAAAUGUCGAAUUUCAUGACAAGUUCCUCGCUCAUGUUUCUCGAUUAGAUGAUGCAAUUGGCCAGUUAGCAGGCUUAAACUUAUAUGUAAAAAGGAGGGACUAA